Molecule: messenger RNA, 4467 nt
Organism: Trichoplusia ni (cabbage looper)
Lineage: Eukaryota; Metazoa; Arthropoda; Insecta; Lepidoptera; Noctuidae
Product: peptidyl-alpha-hydroxyglycine alpha-amidating lyase 1-like
Exons: 8
Coding region: 148-1527 (459 amino acids)
Biological process (GO): peptide metabolic process
Cellular component (GO): extracellular region; membrane
Molecular function (GO): catalytic activity; protein binding
Source: RefSeq, a predicted model, not a curated record
ACUGACUAUUGAGACAAGUGAGACAACACCAUAUCUCGUACGUACGUCAUUCGUGAUAAUUGAUAAGCUUGGUACUUGUUGAUUUGAUAAAAAAUCAUUUUGAUCAAUAGCAAAACAAAACCUUCGGUGUGCGCUUACAAAUUAAAAAUGUAUUUUUUUAUGUUUAGUAUAUCGAAUUUUGUGUUUGUUGUAUUAUUAUGUGCCAUAAAUUGCAUUUGCGGACGAAUGUUUGCCGAUGAAGGUCUUUAUCCUGCUGGAUAUUACGACAGUCAGCAGGUUCAGUACGACAGAAUUAAAAAUGCCCUCACGAAGUUGGAACAUGCACCUCAAUGGGUUAAUGAUUGGCCAAAUCCUUCUAUAAAAAUGGGCCAAGUGUCUGGUCUCGCCAUAGACAACAUGGGCCGACUGCUGGUGUUUCAUAGAGCCCGAAAUGUGUGGGAUGAGAAUACUUUUAACGAUAGAGAAGUGUACCAAGGCAUUGGUGAUGACCCAAUACCAGACCCCACUAUAUUAGUGCUUAAUGAUACCGGAGAACUUGUCGACAUGUGGGGACAAAAUCUGUUCUUCAUUCCCCAUGGCAUAACAGUAGACAAUGAGGGCAAUGUCUGGGUGACAGACGUAGCCAUGCACCAGGUAUUCAAGUUCACUCCUGACCAGAGGCAAAAGCCGGCGUUGGUGUUGGGUGAAAAAUUUGUCCCAGGUAACACAGACACUCGCUUCUGCAAGCCGAGCGCAGUGGCCGUGCUGUCCAAUGGCGACUUCUUCGUGGCGGAUGGCUACUGCAACCACAGGGUCAUCAAGUUCUCACCAGACGGAACCAUCUUACUUCAGUGGGGAACCGCGCACGGCACCUCGCCGUACGUGUUCAACGUGGUUCACGCGCUCACGCUGGCGGAGGACCGCGGGCUGGUGUGCGUCGCGGACCGCGAGCACGGCCGCGUGGCCUGCUACCGACACGACAACGGCACCUUCCACUCCAGCUUCAGCAACUGGCUCAUAGGCGGCAGGGUCUUCAGUGUUGCUUAUGCUCCUGUACAUGGUGGUCGCCUGUACAUAGUGAACGGUCCAGAAUCUCAGAUCCUGCCGGUGCGCGGCUACGUCAUCGACUUCACCUCAGGCCGCCUCAUCCAGACCUUCGCUCCUGACGGCGGCCUCAAGAACCCCCACGAUGUGGUCACCUCCCCAGACGGCUCGAAAGUUUAUGUCGCAGAAAUUAACCCCUUCACGGUGCACAAGUUCGUUGAUGAAGGGUUAAGGAAUGAGAGUCUGCUUGAUAAAGUGGAGAAGAACGAGACGGCCACGUCAGCAACUCAUGUGAAGCCUACUGCGACUGUCGAGGUGGUGGGUAGAGCGGGCGGGGCGGAGGGCGCGGGCGCGGGCGCGGGGGGCGCGUGGCAGCGCUGGAGCGGCGCGCUGGGGGGGGCCGCGGGCGCCGCCGCCGCCGCGCUGCUGGCCGCCGCCGCGCUGGCGCUGCGCAGCGCGCGCAACAACGGUAAGGGCCGCGAGGCCGAGCCGCUCGUGCACUAGCCACACCACACAUACACAUACAUACGGAAAACGACGUGCAUAGAAGUUUUUUUGGGGUGGAUAGAAUAUUUUUAUUUAAGUAUUUUACUGUAUGAAAAUAUUCAUGCAGCCCCGUAAAAACACUAUUUUCUAUUCACCCCGUUUUACCUAAACACAUAAACAUACCUACCUUAAAAACUAUGUACUUAUUUACAUACAAAAUUAUAUUCAAGACACUUCAAAAAGUGCGGACCAAGACAGACCACUUUUGUCAGACCUAAUGCUCGCUACUACAAGCCCUUUGUUUUGAGUAACACACGAUUAAUUUUCAACGACCAGCCAUUUUUAUUCAAAUAUAUCUGAAUCAAUUAUUAGGUCGAGCUACGCGCAAAAUCUAUUAUUAUUUAUCCGUAAGAAAGUUACACAUAAAAUAUAGACAAACUGUCUAGUAAUCCUCUAGGUGAAAGUCUUGCCCAGUUUUGGAAACGAUUAUUUAUUAUUUUUCACCUAAACUCGCUGACUAUGACAUUAGAAGAUCAUUUCGCGGAGAGUAUAGUUACCGGCACGGAACUUGAGCGCUGACCUUCACCUACGCAGAAGUAUUUUUUUGGGUCCCUUUUGCGGUAUGAAGUGAGGCGCGGGGCGGACUAAAGUGCAGUGACUGGCCCGCAGCGCAUCGCGUCAUAGCCGUCACUCGUGAUUUGUUCUUUGAUGCAGUUGCAUGCACCUCAAGACGUCUCACGAUUGGCGUUUUAUUUUAUCAUGAGUGUACGAUGUGCAAAGCCAUCUCCACUCUUCCGCCGAGCACUCAAGAUCCGUGCCGGUAACUCUAACUUACGGCAUAUUCUUUGAUACGGUACCGUUGCACCAUUCAUAUGUUGCAAAUGACCUGCGACGAAUUUGCUAUUUGCCGUAAUCAUGUUUUUUGCAUCGAACGACAGCAAAGUAUAUUUACAAACAUUCCUUAAGAGAACUGAGUACUAAAAGUUAUAUAAUAUAUUUAUUUAUCUAUCCUAGCUAUAGCAUUGUUUUUUUUAUUUACAUAAUGUUUCAAAUUGUUUGAAACAUGCUUAUUAUGGGAUGAGAUUAUUCUAAUACUUUAACUUAUGUAAGUUUUCACAUACUACCGAAACAAAGAACUUUAACUAUUUUUUUAUUGUUGGACUUUGAAAAAUAAUAAUAUACACAUUUAACACUCAAAAGAUGCCUAAUUAUGUUUAAGACUACCUCAAAUAAUACAUAGUAUUGAUUGAGUUGUUUAAGAGAUUUGAAUUAUUUGCCAUUAGGUAAUUAAAUUAAAUAUUUUAGGUAACAAAUGAAAAAGAAAUACCUAAGAAAAAUAAUUAGGGAAAUUUUAAUAAAUUUAUAUUUCCAUAUAAAAAAAAAAAUUAUUCCCUUGCGAUAACAGUAUUAACCUAUUAAGAACAUUUCCCUUUUCCAGAAUUGAUUAUGAUUUUUUUUACACUUUUUAUUACCAUGACCAAAAUCACAGCGCAUUUUUGUUACACCUAUAUUUAAAGCACGUCGUGUCACCUGUAAUAGAAGUUUUUUUUUUAAUAUUUCACCAACAUGUUUUUGGGCAUUUAUACAACGAUUGUUAUUUUUUUAUAUCACCUACACACCGAUUGGAUAGGUACUUAAAAAAAGAUUAAUAAAAGUCUGGCAAUAGAAAAUCUGAAUCUUGUUGUUUUUUUGUAAAUAAGUGAACAACUGAUUUAUUUGAGUGGAUAAAUCAUUCAGACGGUUUUUAUUUUUAAACUGAGUUUUAAGACCGAGAUACACCAUGAUUCAUUAUCUGUUUUUUGUACGUAAUCAAAUGAAAUAUAGCUAUACUUACAAACAUAUUGUUCGGGCAAUUAAUUAACGCUGGUACAAAUAUAAUAUAUUAGAAGUUAUAUUAUGUUCCUUGCAAAUGAUCUCUGAUCUUUAAUAUGCCUAAGGAAAAAGAAAACUCGAAUCCUAAUUUUGGAUAAUUAAUAAAGAUAUUAUUAUCUUAUUUUUAUCUAACAUUUAUGAGUACUGUGAUAAUUGAGGUCUUUUUAAUAUAUAUAUUGUUUGUUUUUAUUGAGAUUUAAGUUUACCACUUUUUACUGGUAUGUAGAGAUAGGCCACAAAGUAAUUAAAAAAAUGAUUGUUUUUUUCAACUUUAAUUUAAUUUUAUUAUUUAUAACACAAUUUGAAGAUCUGAUGUAAUUAUUUUUUACAUUUAAAUAGUCAUGUUUCAAUCACAAUCUCUUUUAUUGUUAUUUAAUAUCUGUAGCUAGAAAUCAAUAUUUCUUUUUUAUUUUUGUUUUACUUUUAAGUUUAAGUUACCCACCUUUGGGAGGUAAGGUUGUAACGCUAAUGUUAUACUCAAUAUCUUAUUUGACCUUUGCUUACGAAAAUUCGAACCUUGUAAUGAAAGGUCACCAAUACAUUGAAAUAGCGCUUCCUACUUGAAUGACAAAUAAGUUGUCAAAAUGUACAAACAUUUUUGCACUUAAAGACUAUUACUUAUUUCUUAGAGAAAGUUCUCUCGUUUUUAUUGUAUAAUUACGUAAGCGUUACCAACCGUCGCUGCUGGGGAUUUGUAUUUUUAUUCAUAACCUUAUCAUUCCAAAAUGAUUGGCUUUAUUAGCAAUCAAACUCAGCAGCGCGAGCGUUAAAACAAUUCGUUCUGCUGUAUCUCAUUAUUACUUUCUGUUAUUUCUUUUACAAUAAAUCGGCGCAUAUUUGCCAACUGAGAAAAUGAUUAUAUAAUUAAAUUUUUUUUUUUCUUAGUUCCAUAAAACGAACUAACGAGCACUGAAUUGUGUACCUUAUUUUUAAGGAACAAGUUUCAAAUUGCAUUGAUGAUAGAAUUUAGUCUUCCUUUACCAGUAUCAAGUAUGCGCUGUUUGUUUUUACGCUUGUAAAAGUAUUGUGUUUGUGAAAACUAGAGUAGUGUAAGAAUAUCUGUUAAAUAUAUUUAUUGGAAGCAGC